UUUUUGCUCCAGGGGGAGGGGCGUUGGGGGAGCCCGAGCCGUCGCCUUCCCAGUGGCUGCCAGCCAUGCGGUGAAUGGCGGCGCUGGGCGCGACCCCCCUGUAGCUAGGAUAGAGAAAACCCCCAGGCGACGGGGGAAGAACCCUCGAAAGACCCCGCGGCGGGAAUCGCCAGACAUCCGAUAUGCCUUUUGGAAAGGGAAGGGCUUCUUUUUCAGGUUUCGGCCAGAAACAGAGAGGUCUUUGGACAAACCAAGCAACUGAGCAAAAGAAGAAAAAGCUGCGUGAGUUCUUCGGCAGCAUCUGCGCUGCCUUACGGAGGUGCAGCCAUGGCUCCUCACAUCUACAUGAGUGAACAUGAGCAGCGGCAAAUUCUCCAUCAGAGGACGCUGCAUGGUCACAGGUACCGGAUGAGUUUCUACGACGCGUAUUUGGAUGUGCUGGACAAAGCGAGACAGGACGCCAAGUAUUGGAAUGCGACUGUGCACGGCAAGGAGCUGCGCCUCGUGAAGGUGUCCUGCGGCUUCUUCCGCGCGGAGAUCCCCGUCUUCGAGAGGUUCCGGCUCAGGAUGCUGUGGCUCGCUGAGUGGAGUGUUUUCGAGAACUUUGUGGUGAUCCUGAUCGUGUGCAACGCGCUGGUUAUGGCUCACCCAGUGGCAUACAACGAGGCUGAUCAGCCGAGAGGUGUCCAGAACACCUACUUCGUCUUUGAGAUCUUGGUUUCGGCAGUCUUCACCGUGGAGUGCUUGUGCCGCAUCAUUGCGCAGGGCCUCUUUUUUGGUGACGCGCCGAGCCCGUGCUAUCUCAAAGAGCCGUCCAACUGGAUCGACAUGAUUGUCGUGAUCUGCACGCUCUCGGAGCCCUUCGCCGCGGAGGUCAUCUCUGAGCAGGACCUGCGGACCAUGCGGGUGCUCCGCAUCUUCCGGGUGUUCCGCCUGGUCAGAAGCAUCACCUUCCUGCCGCGGCUCAGGAGUAUUGUGCAAGCGCUGUCUUCCAGUUUGUACCGCCUUUGGGUGUCGUGGCUGGCGAUCUUCUUCACGCUCUUGGCCAUCAGCAUGGCUGGGACUGAUUUGUGGGGUGACGUCUACUGGAGGCGGUGCCGAAUGACCGAGCAGCCAUUCCAAGCGAACGGCACCUUGCUUUGGCCAAUCGACCAUUCGCAGCCUCGCUUUUGCGGUGGGCGGUACGAAUGCGUCGCUGCUCCGGAUGGAUCCAUGACCUUCUGCGGGUCCCCAGUCAGCACGGUGACGGGGCCCAUCCCGGGGUACGACGCGUGGGCGGAGAUCGAGCAGAACCCCUUUGCGGACUUUGGCUUGACAGGGUAUCAGACCCUCUGGAGUGGCUUGCUCACAACGUACCAGGUGGUGAACAUUGAUGGCUGGAUCAGCGUGAUGCACCGCUUUGCGGAUGCCAAAUGGCCGGGGCUCGCCAUCGGCUGGUUCGCUCUGCUGAUGCUCUUUGGAGGCCUGGUGCUCAUGAAUCUGGUGCUGGCAAUCCUUUGGCACAGCUUCGACAUCACCGUGCAAGAGGACAGAUCCCAGCACGAGGGCGAGUACAAGCUAGUGAUGGAGGCGAAGCAGAUGGAUCCAAAGCCGGUGAUCACCAAGGACAUCCAGGUCUUGCCGCUCCAUGCGCUGGUGCGGUCUGUGCAGGACCUCGAGGUGGAGCUGGCGGCGGCCCAGGCCUUCCACGCCCUGGACACGGAGUUUCGGUCCAUGGGCAUCAAGAACAUUUGCUACAGCAUGAUCACCAGUCCUUGGUUUGGCCGCGUGAUGAACAUCAUCAUCAUCGUCAAUGCUUUGUGCAUGUGCUUUGAUAUCUAUCCUCCGUACGAUGAUACCAUGCUGCUCAUUCUGGACAACAUCAACCUUCUUUGCUCCGUGAUGUUUUUCGCAGAGGUCUGCGUGAAGAUCAUUGGAGUUGGUGUCUCCUUCUUUGAGGACAAUGGCAACAGGUUCGACUUCCUUCUGGUCAUGCUGUCGGUGGUUGAGCUCUUCAUGAGCGGUGGCUCUGCUUUGUCAGCGCUGAGAACGGCGCGACUUCUGAGAAUCUUCAGGAUGAUCCACAUGAGCAUGAACUUGCGAAUUCUGCUGAUGGUCUUCCAAAUGGCAGUCACACCUACGCUGUACUUCUCCAUGAUUGUGAUCUUGUUCCUCUACUGCUCCUGCCUUGCUGGGCUCCAGAUCUUCUACAAGACCGAUGUUGCCAUGAACAGCCCGGGCCUGGGCUUCGACUCGCUGGGCAUUGGCUUCCUGACGUCACUGGCCAUCUUCUCGGGGGACGGGUGGCUGGAUAUCGCCAAGGCCCAGAUCCAGAAGCAGGAGAACUCGCUGUUCGGAUUCGUUUACUUCCUGAUGACCUUCACGCUGGGGAAGGCCGUCCUGAAGAAUUUGCUUUUGGGCAUCAUCGCGGCGGAGUUCCGCAUCGCGAGAGACCGCAUGAAGCAGGACUUCCGCCUACGGAUGGCCAUCGCGAGGGCGAAGCUGGAGAAGUUGCGGCGGGCCGAAGCGGCGGCGGCCCUGCCAGGAGGGUCAAAUGCGGAGGCUGAGGAUGACGCCCCGCCGGUGCCGGAGUCCCCGCGCUGGCCGCAGAACGCCUUCAGCCGAUUGGAGGGCACCAUGGAGAAGACGUGCGCCAGGAACAUGGACGUCAUCAAGAUGAUCCAUGUGAAGGCCCAGGCUGCAAAGCGACUCCAGGAGCUGGGCAAGAUUCAUGCCAUGGGCAAGAGCAAGUACGCUUGGCCGAUGGGCGAGCGGCAUCCUCCAGACCCAGGCAUGUCGGAUGUGGAGGCGAUGUUCCACAGCUCCGUGGAGAUGCAGACGGACGCAGUGCACCGAAGCGCACCACCGGAGGCCUCUCGCCCGGGACUGCGUUUGCGGCGAGAAGUGCGGCACGGCGCAGCGCCCCCGGAGGAGGAGGAAAGAUGUGGCGAAGGCUUCCUGUCUUUGCGCGUGGCGCCCGCUGGCUCCACUUGGCAGUCAUUUGCCGUAGAGGACUGCCCACCGCCCCGAGCUGAGCGACAGCCGCCGCCAGCUCAAGUAGGCCGAUCGGAUCAGCGCUUUGACUGCUUGCCGGUCUGGCGCGCGGCUCCGAGCGCGGCCAGAGAGGCGCGCCUGAGCUUUCGGGAGCAGUACCGGGCCGCGAGAGCUGCAGGCAGACUGGAGGCUGAGGCAAGCACGGACACGGAGGCGUGCAGGAGGAGGCUUCCACUGUUCUCCCUAGAUGGACAACACCAAAUGGCGCCGCCGGAAAAGAAGGAGGUCAGAGUGGAGGAGGAGCCGCAGAUCAUUGGGGAGCAGGUGCCGCUGUCUGCGCUGGAGGACUUGCCCAGAGAGGCUGAAGAAAAAGAGGAGAGCGUGGAGCUCGAGAAAGCGAGGUUUCCUGCACCUCCUGAGAAGAAGUCCGUGAGAGAACUUCUGCGGGCAUGCGCUGUCAGCAUCAUGAAGUCACCUGGCUUCGAGCCGGUGGUGCUCUUUGUCAUCAUCAUCUCCUCCAUCUCGCUGUCUUUCGAGAGCCCCUUUUCGGAUCCGGAGUCGGAGGUGUCCUACCUUCAGAUGGUCAUCGACAGGUUCUCCAUCUUCGUGGUCCUCUCGGAGAUGACGAUCCGCAUGACCGUCAUGGGCCUCUGGAAGAAGCCCAGCGAGUGCGCGCCAGGGGAAUUGCCCGGCUACUUUCGAGUUCCGUGGCACGUCUUGGAUUUCGUCAUUUGCAUGGGCGGCUUGACCUAUCUCCUUGCAGAAUUCUUUACCAGCAACCUGCAAGAUCUCAAGACGGUUCGUGUCUUGAAGAUGGUGAGCAUGCUUCGGCCCCUGCGGCUGAUCGGCAAGACCAGCUCCGUUCGACUCAUCAUUGAGGCGCUUCUGGCGGCCAUUCCCACGCUCAUCAACAUGACCAUGGUGAGCGCGCUCUUCUUCUUGGGCUUUGCGCUUCUUUUCGUGGGCUUCUUCAAAGGCGCCCUCUACCGCUGCACGUUGGACCCGAUAGGAAACACCAUGCUGGACAUUGUGACCCGCAAGGAUUGCUCGAGAGCAGGCGGCGAGUGGAUCAACAGCCAGUCCCACUUCGACCGAGUCACCGACUCUUUGGUCACUUUGAUGCACAUCGGCUCGGGGGAGGGUUGGAUUGACGUGACCCUCAACAUCAUCAGCUCGCAAGGCAUCGACCUCCAGCCGCGCCCCAAGAGCCACGUGGAGCACGCCAUUCCUGUGGUGAUCUUCAUGGCCUUGACCAACUUCUUUCUGCUGAACCUGCUCACGGGGAUUCUCGUGGACUCGUAUACCAGCACAAAGGCGGACUUCAAGGGCCAAAGUGCAGACACCUCAGAGGAGAGGCUCAUCAAGAAGCUGCAGCGCGAGGUUCUCCUGAACCCAGAGUUUCUGAUCCCGCCGCGGCGCAUCGGUGUUAAAGGCAAAUGUUUCUCAGCGACGCGGCAGCGCUUGAAGUACAUCAUCGAGCACCGAGUAUCGCGGAGCUUCAUCUUCGUGGGCAUCCUGAGCAAUGCCAUCGUGCUGGCCAUCUCUCCGGUGUUGAACCCGGAGCUGGUGGAUUUUCGGAGGACCCUGAGCGGCUUGCUGCUUGGACUCUUCACCAUCGAGCUUGGGAUCAAGAUCUUCGUGUACAGCACCGAUUUCUUCAAGGACAAGUGGCACGCCUACGACAGCUUCGCCAUCACCGGGUCGCUGAUCGGCGUCCUCGUCAAUGCCUUUGUGGCGGAGAAGGGGGUGAUGACGCAGAUCCUUGGCGGCUUCCAAAUCCUGCGGAUCCUCAUGCUGGUGCGCUAUGCAUGGUUCAUGGACAGCAUCACGAGCACCGUCUGGGUGGCAUUGCCCGGGCUAUUCCAAGUCUGCGCGCUGCUAACGCUCCUGAUGUUCAUGUAUGCAUGUUUGGGUGUGGGGCUCUUCGGAACCAUCCAGAGUGCGGAGGCGGCUAGUGCAGAGAACGGCUACCCGGAAGUUGAUACGAAUUUCUACAGCUUCGGCAAUGCCUUUCUUCUGCUCCUGCGCUGUGCCACUGGGGAGAGAUGGCACGAGAUCAUGUAUGACAUUGCGGAAGACAAGCCCGGUUGCACGAGCAAUCCCCAGAGCUAUGAGGAGUUGGUGCGGGAUGGUCCGCGUGGCUGUGGAAGUUGGCUCUCGUUUCCGUACUUCAUCAGCUACAUUGCCAUCAUCCUUUUCAACAUGAUGAACCUCAUUGUCGCGGUCGUGCUCGACGCGUAUGGUCAAGUCCAUGAGCUGAUCGAGCUUGAGGACUUCAUGGUGUGCAUGACGGCGCUGCGGGAGACCUGGGUGGAGGUGGAUCGGAACUUCUUGGGCUACGUGCACAUCUCCGACCUGGAGAACAUGCUGCUUGGAAUCCCGCAGCCUGUGGGCUUCUCUGGCAUGAAGAGGAAGAGCAUCCUGCGGCAAGUCAUGAACCUGCAAGUGCACGAGGGGAGUACCCUUGCCUACAGAGAUGUGGUCAAGCUGAUUGCGCAGCGGUCGGUGGCCUUUCUGAGCCUCAUGGACACCUCCCAUCCCUCAGAGGUGCCGCUGGACAAGGAUGCACUCCACACCUGGAAUAUGGCCUUCCCGGAGCUGCCUGCAGAGCCGCCGCCGGACGCCAUCUUGAUCGCCCACAUUGUGAUCGCAAGGAGAACGGCCAUCUACAUCCGCAAGAAGCGAUGGGAGUGGAAGCAACGGAGCCUCCACGGGCAGGGCGCCCUGCGCAGCUUGCGCAAAGCUGCGGCCAGCAACACCCAAGGCCUCCCGGCGCGGCCGGCGCGGCGGCGGCAAGCCUCGCCCAGCGGGUCCCCGCGCGGGUCGAACUCCCCGCGCAGCGCGUCCCCCCGGUCGAACUCCCCGCGCAGCGGGUCCCCUCGCAGCGCGGCCUCGGAAGGCAAGCCGGAGGAGUGGGAGGAGGGGCUGUAUAGCGUGGAGGUUGACAUCGACACAUCCCUACCGGGGUUGUGGGACCAGUCCUUGAACUCCGGGCCGCCCACCUCGAUCUUCGUCAGCCAACUUGCGCCAGAGGAGACCACCCUGGCCCAGCGGAACCUGAGGCUGCCGCAGCUGUCCCCGCUGCCUUGGCCUCCGCGAGAGCUGCAGAGGUUCCAACCGGAGGAGCAGGUCACCAUCUCGAAUGAGGAGAGCUCCAUGUGGGCCAAAGUGGCUGGCCUGGCCCAGCACACCUCUGAGACGAAGUCCGGAUGGAGGAGCUGAGGCACACGCACUGACAAACAGUCCGCGCACCACGAGUCGACUCGUCUCACAGACGCUCCAAACGUCUCACCCCCGAUAACGUUUGGCCCUGCCACGGCAGUGCCGCAUCGGCCAAAGUGCCGCCGAUCUGUUGGCGAAGCCAACUGCGCAAACGAAGUGUAGCCCAUGGGCUCACUGAAUUCGGUGGCGGUGUGCCGCAAAGGUCAUGAUAAAAACAUCCACUUGCA
Effrenium voratum is the source of this 6422-nucleotide messenger RNA. NCBI's taxonomy places the organism in Eukaryota, Dinophyceae, Suessiales, Symbiodiniaceae. The record is from the annotation of a GenBank genome assembly.